AUGACACAAAUUAAAAACCCAAAAAGAGAAGAACUUAUAAAACAGUUUACACCAGUUGAAAUUGAUGAAGAUAUAGAUUAUACAAAUAUGAUUGUAUCUAUAUUAAGCUUUUCAUCUAUGAUUUUCAAGAAUAAAUGGGCAGCAUGGGCGUCCCUUGUUGCGACACUUUCUGGCUUUUUAGAUGCCAAAACACAUACUUCAAUAUCUCAAGGAAACUUAAUGAAUCUCACAAUGUCUUUCCUAGGGCUUUUUACAAUUUAUAUGCCAAUUAUCUUUACUCAAAAAUCUCCAGAAAAAAAAUAA
Molecule: messenger RNA, 303 nt
Organism: Pneumocystis jirovecii RU7
Lineage: Eukaryota; Fungi; Ascomycota; Pneumocystomycetes; Pneumocystales; Pneumocystaceae
Exons: 5
Coding region: 1-303 (100 amino acids)
Biological process (GO): protein insertion into ER membrane
Cellular component (GO): endoplasmic reticulum membrane
Molecular function (GO): protein folding chaperone
Source: RefSeq, a predicted model, not a curated record